AUGUCUGUCUUUUUACCUAUAGAUUUGUGGGUUGAAGUCCUCGCCAAACUUCCCGCAAAGUCAAUCUUCCGCUGGGCCACCGUUUCAAGAUCAUGGUACUAUCUCAUCAAAACUCCUUACUUUAUCUACACGAACCUCGAUUUCAAUUCCCAGAACGAUACCCGCAUUUCUUGCAUCCUCAUGCGUAGUUGCGUUAAACCAAGAGGAGAAAUCUACGAGUUCUACGAUGACAAUGAUUGUAAUUUAACUAAAUUUGUUGAGUUUAGAGCACCGUUCAAGGCUGAGAACCUAUUUUUCAGAAUUAUUGGAUGUUGUAAUGGACUGAUAUUCCUUUUUGAUGACUUUUUCAAGAACCAUCACGAUAUGAUUAUUUGGAACCCAUUUAUAUGGAGGUGGGUUUGCCUUCUCGAGCCCCCGAAUUUUGUGCAUUCCAAGAGCUUCUUUGGGUUUAGGUUUGAUUAUAUGUUACGAAUGACUACAAGGUGGUAA
Molecule: messenger RNA, 489 nt
Organism: Ipomoea nil (Japanese morning glory)
Lineage: Eukaryota; Viridiplantae; Streptophyta; Magnoliopsida; Solanales; Convolvulaceae
Product: F-box protein At2g15640-like
Exons: 1
Coding region: 1-489 (162 amino acids)
Molecular function (GO): protein binding
Source: RefSeq, a predicted model, not a curated record